Molecule: messenger RNA, 2857 nt
Organism: Leptopilina heterotoma
Lineage: Eukaryota; Metazoa; Arthropoda; Insecta; Hymenoptera; Figitidae
Exons: 3
Coding region: 992-1696 (234 amino acids)
Source: RefSeq, a predicted model, not a curated record
UUAUUUUAAAUAUUAAAAGCAUUUCUUUUCGGCGCAAAUGAUUCGAAAGUGUAUAUAAAUGAAAAUAUUAAGAAUUAUUAAAACAGAAACUUUGUGAUAGAAGUUUUCAAAUCACGUUGCAUGCAUUCACGAAAAGUGCAACAUUGCAAAAGGGUUGCUAUGCAACUGCUAUGCAAAGGAAACUCCCAUUUUUAUGACAUUUGCACUAAUGCGCAGGAUGUGAUCUACACUAUAUUGCAGUCGAUUACUUGCCACAGAGUUAAUUAGUACUGAUUAUCAAUAAAAUCCGUGCAGCAAAUGAUAUAUAACGAUUUGCUUCCAACAGAACGCUAUAUAGUGAUUGAUUCUUACUAAUUUGAUAUUGAAUCCUGCCAUUGAGUUGAAAAUUUUUACUUUUUGAAUUUCAAAAAUAAAAAAAGUUUAUAAUUAGGUAUUCUCAUAUAAAAUCAUUCUGGAGGAUUAUUUAAAAGAAUAAAACUGAAAGUGACUUAGAAUUUUUCGGUGUUUCCGACCAUCGUGAAGUGUAAAGUGCUUAAAAAACUUGAAUUUAGAGAAGAGAAAACCAAAAAUUCAAUAUACAAGAACAAAAUUAACAGGAAGGUAAUCUAAGGAGUACGGAUAAAUUUGCAAAUAAGAACAUCUCUAUCCCAAGCUUCUGUAUCAAAACAAAAUCAGAAAAUAACAAAAAAAGAAAACAAGGUCCAAGGAGGAAGAAGGCGAUUUUAAGGAAAAGAAGCGAACUGCGAAGAAAAUAUUUUACGCCAAUUAUUCUGAAGCUACUAUGGACUAAAACUAAUUUUCUUGGUUGGAAUUAUAAUAGUCGAUAUUCUUUCUCUUUAAUCGGACAAGCAAGUGGAUUUGGUAAAGUGUAAAAAGUAGAAAUUUGGAAAAAGUACCAUUAAUAGAUCGUCAGUAAUACCUUCGUAAGAAACUUGUUAUUUUAUACUUACAUUUAUUUUAAAUCAGUAUUUUUCUUUUACCUUUUAAGAAAAUGAGUAACGAACAAGAGAAUACCAAUCCAAUAACUUCGACAGAAGAGAUUAACGUAGAAACUGGCUUAAUCCAAUCUAAUGCGCUCCCGCAUAAAGAAGUUCCCAAAAACUCUGAAAAUAAGUUAAUAACACUUUGUCACAUGAUAACAAAUUUUUACGCAAUUCAAUUGGCAUAUAAUUUAAUACCAAUUUUUGAUGGUACUUCGUCGGUGUUUGACUUUAUUGAUGACAUAGAUUCUGCUAUAAGUAGACCUUUUGUCCUUAGGUCCGUUUGCGAUGAACGGCAGAUAGUAAGAAUGAUCUUGAAUAAAUUAAGAGGUAAUCCAAGGAAAUGCACGAAGAUCAAAAAUUUUAAAAAUGUAGAAGAUCUAACUGAUCUUUUAAAACGUCGAUUUGCGCCAAAAAGGCCAUUUGAGGAUUAUAUAGAUGAAAUUCGUAACAUACGGAUUUACAGGAACGAAACACCAUUAGACGAAUUUUAUAACAGGUUGGAAAUUCUUGUUAGUAAAACACGAGCUGCUUGGAAAUACCAAAAUAAUUGUGAUAUGGAGAAUGGAUUAAUGUCAUAUGUGCAGCAUGUGGCAAUUAAAUCAUUUAUUAGGGCGCUACCGUGCCAUUGGGGAGAAUUGAUUUGGGCAAAAAAGCCAAAAGAUUUGUUAGAUGCAUUUUUCCAUGUGAGGGAUUUAGAAGAAACCAGAGCUUAAAAGGAUGAGAAGGGUUGAAUAUUAUGAUUCGCAAGAUGAUUAAAGAGUAACAAUAAGUCCAUAGAAUCGGAAUAAUUAGACGUGUUGACAAAUAAGAAGAAGAAGAUUAACUCAAUAUGCAGACAGAUGAUAAUCAAAUCUAGGCAAUCGUUUCACUAUUUGAUUCUAGAUUUUUUCUAAAUUCUUUCGGAACAUAUUUCAAAUUUCACUAGAAUAUUUCUGCAAAGUUGUCUUUUGCUCUGUUUCUGUUCUGUUGGAUUGGGGUUGUUCUAAACAAUUUCUUUUCCGAGAAUUUACAUAAAUUCAUUUACUAUUAUUCAAAUUAUAUUCCUAUAUAUUAAGAAAUGUUUACUUAUAUAUGAUGUUUAACAUAAUUCCAUAAAUCUUGAAAGUUAGUAGUAGAAUUAGUUUAGACAGUAAUUUAAAUAUAUUCCUUAGUUACUCCCAGGUAGUAUGUAAAUUUAUACAGCAAUCUUGUGGCAAGAUUCUUUGAAGACGCAUGCGCAUGAACGAAUUAUUUUUAAAAUAAUGGGACGUUUCAUAUGAAAACGACACAUGAUGUUUCAGAUUUUUCUCAUAUAAAGAAUGAUUAAGGUCCUAAUGAAAUAUAUCAAAUAACAAUACAACUUUUUUUAUUUUUCUAAAUAUUCGCAUUAAAAAUUUUUUUUGCAAAAUUAUUUGAUUUUUUUAGCUUUUUUCUGUUUCAAGAUAUAAAAAUUGUUCUGAACAAUUUUUGUGCUCAAAAUACUUAUAACUAGUUUAAUGAAGGUCUAAAUCCACAUAUGUCGCAAUUAGUAAGCUACACGCGAAAUUUCAGCAGAAACAAUAAAGAUAAAAUUUUUAUUUCAUUACAAAUUUAUUUUCAUUUAUCUUGUAACUUGAUUUCAGUUAUUUACUUUAAUAAUUAACAUUUCACUUUUGGCUUUGUUUUAGUUUAUAUUUAUGUAAAUCUUAGUCUUAAAAUUGUUACGCGUAUAUGGGUCAUGAAUAAAUAAAUAAAAAGAUUGUUAUGAAAAAAUCAUGUAUUAACGAAUAUUAUAUGAACAUUGUUUUUGAUUCCUAUAUUAAUUAAGAAAUAAGAACGUACUUGGUAAUAAUAUAUAUAAUGAUUAAUGUAUCGUUCGAACUAAAUUUACUUUGAAUAAAUAUUGUAAAAAAAGA